AUGACCACCACCUGCCACUACCACCAACCACCACCCACUACCCGUCUCUAUCACCUAUCACCAUCAUCCACCACUACCACCCUACCCAAACACCACCAAUAUCCAUCACCACCCACCAUCAUCCAUCAUCCACCACCAGCAUUACGCAUCACCACCACCGGCCUACACCACCCAUUACCACCACUUGACACAACCACACCCACCCACCACCCACCGAGACCACAAUCACCACCGACCACCUCCCACCACCUCUCACCUCCAUCACCAUCACAACCACCCAUCACCAUCACCCACCAAAACCAACAUACACCACCACCACCACCCGUCACCACUACAACCCAUGACCGACCACGAACCUAUCACUCACUACCAAUUACCAUCACUCGCUACCACCACCCCACUCAUCACCCACUAAAGCUACCACCUCCACCAACAUUAAUCAUCACCCACCACCAUCACUACCACCCGUCGCCACUAACCACUACCCAUCAUCACCACACACCUCUACCAAGAACCACCACCACCCACCUCUAUUACCACCCACUUCACAUAUGA
Lactuca sativa (garden lettuce) is the source of this 555-nucleotide messenger RNA. Lineage: Eukaryota; Viridiplantae; Streptophyta; Magnoliopsida; Asterales; Asteraceae. The record is from RefSeq and is a predicted model, not a curated record.